AUGACAUCUUAUUUUGAAAGCUUAAUUUCCUCAUUUCAGGCUGCAAAGUUAGACCCAAACCUCGGUUGUGUUUUCCGCUACCUCGGACAUUACUACCGGGAGGUGGCAAAGGACCCCGCGCGGGCCCGAGGCUGCUAUAAGAAAGCCUUCGAGAUGGACAAGGAUGAUGCCGAGUCUGGAGCCGCCUCAGUGGACCUCAGUAUGGAGCAGGGCGACAUGGACACUGCCUUAGCCAUCCUUCAGUCCGUGAUCGAGAAAGCCACUCCAGGCUCGGCUAAAUGGGCGUGGAUGAGACGAGGGCUUUACUACCUGAAGGUCGGAGAGUAUCAACAAGCUGUAUCUGACCUGCAGGCAGCUCUGAGAGCCGACCCUGAGGACUGGGUGUGUUGGGAGUGUUUAGGUGAAGCCUAUUUGAACCGCCGCAGCUUCACAGCCGCUCUGAAGGCCUUCGGUAAAGCUCACCAGCUCCAACCCGCCUCCAUCUACAGUGUCUACCAGGCCGCUGCUAUCAAACAGACACUCGGCAAGUUCAGAGAGGCGGUCGCAGAGUACCUGCAGAUCACAGCGCAGCAGGACUAUGUGCCUGCUCUUAAAGGUCUUGGGGAGUGCCAACUGUCUCUGGCUAAAAUUGUGAUGGAAGACUGUAGAGACGGGGGGGCCAUUGAUUUCAUUCAGCAAGCCAUACAGAACCUCUUCAG
Molecule: messenger RNA, 698 nt
Organism: Notothenia coriiceps (black rockcod)
Lineage: Eukaryota; Metazoa; Chordata; Actinopteri; Perciformes; Nototheniidae
Product: tetratricopeptide repeat protein 37-like
Exons: 4
Biological process (GO): nuclear-transcribed mRNA catabolic process
Cellular component (GO): Ski complex
Molecular function (GO): protein binding
Source: RefSeq, a predicted model, not a curated record